This is a messenger RNA of Argiope bruennichi, 3416 nucleotides long. RefSeq lists its product as uncharacterized. Lineage: Eukaryota; Metazoa; Arthropoda; Arachnida; Araneae; Araneidae. Gene Ontology annotation, molecular function: chloride channel activity. The coding region runs from base 277 to 2961 and encodes 894 amino acids. The transcript is spliced from 17 exons. The record is from RefSeq and is a predicted model, not a curated record.
UCAUUGUUGUAUGAAAUGAAUGUACGGCUCGAUGUAUUUACCAUUUCCGAACAGAAUUUAAUUUCCAGGCAGAAAUUUUCUUUUUUAUAAAGCGAUUACAGUUAUGAUUAUACAAAGCAAUUUUGUAUUUUUGUGCGCGAAAUCUUAGAGAAUGUGAAGCUGGUGCUCAGAGAAUAUUAAAGAGGUUUCUGCAUGCCAGUUCCUUCUUUUAGUCACAAGAUGAUUUCAGUGAUGCUUUAUAUUUAAGUAAUAAAUUGCAUUGAAUGGCAUGCAGUUAUGACUGUAACUUACAGUGCAGAAGUUGCAACCAGUAGGGGAUUUGGAUGCUUCUGGAAGCUAUUGUUCAGAUGGAAAGGAAGUAUUUAUAAGCUUUUGUGGCCAGAUUUAGGAUUGUACUUUUCAUUCUACUAUUUCUUAAGUAUUCUGUAUAGAUUUGCUUUAACUGAAAGCCAAAGAAGAUAUUUUGAAAAAGUAUCAUUAUAUUGCAAAACAUAUGGAGAUCUCAUCCCUGUAUCAUUUAUUCUUGGUUUCUAUGUAUCCAUUGUUGUAAAGAGAUGGUGGGAUUCCUUCAACUGCAUUCCUUGGCCAGACACCCUUGCUUUCUUUGUCAGUGCAUAUGUUCAUGGCCAGGAUGAAAGAGGACGUUUAAUGCGUAGAUCUAUAAUGCGUUACGCCAAUCUUGCUUUUGUUAUAACUUUGACCUGCAUUAGUCCAUGUGUGAAGAAACGUUUUCCUACAAUGGAUCACUUAGUUGAUGCAGGUAUACUUCUACCGAAUGAGAAAAAGAUUAUGGAACAAAUAAAAACAACACAUUCCACAUAUUGGAUGCCCUUAGUUUGGGCAUCUAGUAUUGCUAUCAGAGCACGCAAGGAGGGACGUGUGAGGGAUGAUUUUGCUUUAAAUACUUUAGUUGAGGCUAUAGCUAAAUAUCGAAUGUUAUGUGGUGGAUUAUUCAAUUAUGACUGGAUCAGCAUACCUUUAGUGUAUACUCAGGUUGUUACUCUGGUGGUUUAUACUUUCUUCUUGGCAACUCUUAUGGGCAGGCAAUACCUAGACCCAACGCAGGGUCAUCCGGGUUAUGAUGUAGACCUUUAUAUUCCUAUUUUUAACUUUCUGCAGUUUUUCUUUUACAUGGGCUGGCUAAAAGUAGCAGAAACAUUAGUAAAUCCUUUUGGAGAAGAUGACGAUGAUUUUGAAGUAAACUGGGUGAUAGAUCGUGAUAUUCAGGUAUCUUAUUUGAUUGUGGAUGAAAUGCACCAAGAACAUCCAGAACUGAUUAAAGAUCAGUAUUGGGAUGAAAUUAUGCCUGAUCUACCCUACACAGCUGCUGCAAUGCCUUUUUACUCUGAACCACCCAUGGGAUCUGCUGCUAAUUUAGUAAUUCCUCCCCAUGAAGCAGAAUUUGUGCCCUUAGAACCAUUAGAAGAAAAUGAAGAUGAAUUGGAUGGAGUAAAAGUGAUCAAUGGGAUACCGUGUGAAACAGCUUCAAACAAUAGAAGCAGAUUAAAUAGCCACCUAUCUGGAAGUGCAUUCAGUGGAAUUUCCAAGCUUGGGCGCUCAUUCCAUCCAAUGUCUUAUGAAAAGAAAGGAAUUUUAAACCUUAUGCAAGAUUUCUUGAGUCGAGAGUCAUCUGUCAGAAAGAAAAAGCUUUGGAAGGCUCCAUCCAAAGAUAGUACUGUUGAUCAAACUGGAUCUUGCGAGACUUCUGGACCUCCAACUCCAGAUGAAUUUAAAGAUCGCAGUGGAUUAUUUAAUGAUGACAUUUUUCAUCUGUCAGACUUAUCUUUGGCUGAUUCUCGUGCUACAUCUGCUAGUGGUACAGGUAGUGGUAUGCACAGCCCUGGUUACUACAGCAACAUGCCUGUUGAAGAUAUCUUUUGGCAUAAGGGAUCUAGACGUAGUCGUUAUCUCCAUAGAUCUGUAUCUAAAGUAUCUACUCCUAAGAGUGAAGCACCUGAUGACAGUACUCUGAGACUGCCUACUGUUAUGCGCAAGAAAAGUACCAACAGCCUGAAGCAGUUUUUUCGGUCUGGCAAAUAUCGAGGCUCACAAAAAUCUCUCAUUGGAUCAGUACAAGGCCGUAGCCGGUCGAAGUUGACCUUGAAGGGUGAAAAUAGAAAUGAUACAGAUAGUAUUGCUGCAUCUAAAUGUGCAGUGAAUAAUGAGGACAAAAAUUCUCUUUCUGAUGAAGAUAUAACAGUAAGAGAAGCAUAUCCAAAUCCUGAUGUUAUGAGUAAAAGCACCACUAAUAUAGAUAAUGAAAUGAGUCCAGGAAGGUCAGCACCAAUAUCUUUUAGUAGACCAAGAAAAAGUCUCCCUCAGGAAUUAGAAUAUUCACCAGACAAAUCUUCGUUAGGUAAGCUUGCUAAAGAAUCCAGCACAUCUACCCUUGUUCCCACUGAAGGCUCUUUAGAAGAUACACCACCUAAUGAAAAAUUUUCAAAGCCAAUAGAAGAGCCAACUGUUGCACAAAAACCCGAAUCUGAUGAAACAUUUAAAUCAAUUGACAACAUUGAUAUUAAUAUAGAUAAUAGUUCUUUAAAUGACAAUAUCAAAAGUAAUCCAUCUCUUGCAAAACCUAUGUUUGUGUCCAUCCCUCAGAAAAAUGUUUUCUCUAAGCUUCGUCCAAAGAGAGCUACGAGUCUUCAUAUAAAUGAAUACCGUAAAGAUUCGGAUUCUCCAAGUAUGUCCGGAUUGCAGAAGUUUUUUGAUCGUCACAAAAGCCACAAUUAUUUGCGUACCAUGAGUCAACCUGUUAGCCCAACUGACAGUGAAGCUCCAGUUUUAAAGCAAAAAGUUUCAUCCCACAGAGGCUUAUUUAGUCGAAAGUCCAGUAAAGAUAAACAAAACAAAUCAUCAAGCACUUUGCAGUUGGGGAAUGAUUCAGAUAUGUCUCCAUCUCAAAGCCUUGUCGAGCAGAAAAAUCUAAAAAAUCUUGCUUCGAAAUCUGUAGAUGUAUAGGUUUCUGUGAGCUUUUUUCUUCUUUUUGUUGUUGUUGCGCUAUAAUAUUUGCAUUUUUAAUUAGGGUGUCUACUAAUCACAUAAAAUUCCUGCAUUUCCAUCUAGGAUUUAAAAAUGAUUUGUAUCUGAAAGAUUUUCCUAAGAAUAAUUUCAUGCAGCAAAAAAUGUUGUUUGUUUGAAAAGAAAUACUUGUUUUAAAAAUACAAUUUAAUUAAAAGCAUUUCUUUGGGGGGGGGCUUGUAUGGCUUACCUUAUACCUAACUGAAAAUCAUUAUUUAACUAAAAGCUUCUAUCACUCCAGAAUCUUGUUCUUUUUAUCUCUUUAAGAACUAAGAAAUAUUCUUUUUUAAUCCUGAAUUGUAUAUAAUUUUUUUAUCAUCCUUCAUAUGAACUUAUGUGUUACUAUAUUGGCAUCACAAUUUUUAUUUCUUUUUAAGAAUAUUUUGAGAUACAUU